Limanda limanda (common dab) is the source of this 1221-nucleotide messenger RNA. RefSeq names its product DnaJ (Hsp40) homolog, subfamily C, member 5 gamma a (gene dnajc5ga). The coding region runs from base 376 to 1074 and encodes 232 amino acids. NCBI's taxonomy places the organism in Eukaryota, Metazoa, Chordata, Actinopteri, Pleuronectiformes, Pleuronectidae. The record is from RefSeq and is a predicted model, not a curated record. The transcript is spliced from 7 exons.
UAAUCAGCUGCAACGCGAACAAUCAGGAAACUGGACGAUGAACCAGAGACGUGAAUAAAAGCAUCUGAUCCCGGAUCUGCUCUCUGGACCGAGAGGAGGAUUUUUGGGGGAAACCUUGAAAGCACCGCGUCGUCAGUCGCUUCCUGGAAGGAGGAAGACGAAGAAGAAGAAGAGGAAACAGAAGAAGAAGAAGAAGAAGAAGAGACCGGGCGGCCGCAGCAGCAGCAGCGGGCCACCACCUCUCCUCACCCGGGUUGAUUCCACCGUGUUACCGAGCCUCGAACCGGGAGUUCCGACCAGUGGACCGGAUGUCUCUAUGGUCCCGUUAACCCACCGGCGAGAUUCACCGCGACCCGUUAGCACAAGAGGUGAGCCAUGGCCGAACCAAACGCCUCCCGUCCCCAGAGGAAGAUGUCCACCGCCGGGGAGAGUGUGUACAAGGUGCUCGGGCUGGAGAAAGGAGCGACUGCUGAGGACAUCAAGAAAGCAUACAGAAAACUAGCGCUGAAGUAUCAUCCGGACAAGAACCCGGACAACCCGGAGGCAGCGGAUAAGUUUAAGGAGAUCAACAACGCCAACUCUAUUUUAAAUGAUGAGACCAAGAGGAAGAUUUACGACGAGUACGGCUCCAUGGGCCUGUACGUGUCCGAGCAGUUUGGAGAGGAGAGCGUCAAAUACUACUUCCUUAUGUCCAAGUGGUGGUUUAAGGGUCUGGUUCUGUGCUGUACACUGUUCACCUGCUGCUGCUGUUGCUGCUGCUGCUGUUUCUGCUGUGGGAAGUGUAAACCACCCGAUGACGACGAGAACUACCAGUACGUGGACCCCGAGGACCUGGAGGCCCAGAUCAAAGCAGAGCAGGACGCAGGCUUCUUGUCUUCGUGCUCCAACCCAACAGGUAACACAGUAAUCAUAGGCCAGCCCAAAUCUAACCCGGCUCCAGAAAGCUCCGACGGCCCGGGUCGGCCCAUCCCGCUGCCGCUGGCCAUGCCGCCGCCGGCCGAGCCCAAGGCGCCGAGCUCGGCCGGUCCAGCAGGGGCCGAGAACCCCGGGGAGACUUUACCAGAGUCGAAAUGACUCGAAAGUGACGGCGUGGAUGAGCCUCGACGAGCAGAAGCAGAUGGCCUCCCGAGCUCCGUUACCGACCCUGCCACACACGACUGCUGCCGGACGUCCAGAACCCCAGAGAUCGACCAGCCCAGAGCCACCAGCCAUCCCAGCCCU